AUGCAGUGGGUGAGAGGUUCCGGUGUUCGGCUUACACCCUCCCAGCUGAAAAACGAAAAGCGCCGCCGCAAGCGCCCAUGCGGCGCGGGCGCAAGCGGCCGGGACACCAUGGGCAUCCAGACUGUGCCGAUCAACGAGGAGAUCAUGCGCCUGGGGAGCUGGCGCCAGGUGCUGCAGCAUGCGCUGAAGCGCGGCGAGUUCAUGGACGAGCUCAACGCGGUGACGGCUUUGCAUCGCGCGGCAAAGCUGUACAGAGAGGACGACGGCGGACGCACGCCGCUCGAAGAGAUCCAUCAGGAUCCAGGCUUCCAGAACCUCCUGGAGCUCACGCGGCACUUCGUGCAGCGCUGUCGGCCCCAGCAGAUCGCCAACGCGCUGUGGGCCUUCGCCGUGCUCAACUUCCAGCCCAAAGAGCUGCUGCAGCUUUUGUGCAGAUACGGCGCCGAGCGACUGGACAGCUUCCUGCCGCAGAACGUGUCCAACUCCAUUUGGGCCUUGGGCACGCUGGGGUUUGCGUAUCCGCGGCUGCUGGAGUUGGUGCCUAGACAUGUGGAGGCCAAUGUGCGGGACUACACACCGCAGGACUUGUCCAAUACCUGCUGGGCAUACGCUCGCUUACAGCAGCAGUGCGAUCCCCUCUUCCGUCUCAUCAUCAAGGAGUCCUUGAUUCAGCUGCCGCGCUUCAAGCCCCAAAACAUGUCCAACCUGGUUUGGGCCUGCGCUACCGUCAUGUACAAGGACGAGGCCGCGAUGAGGACCAUCGCCAGCUUCGCCUGCACCCGGGUGGCGGAGUUCGGGACCCAGGAGCUUUCGAACCUCACCUGGGGCCUGGCCACUUUGGGGAUCCUUUGCGAGGACUGGAUGGACUGCAGCGGUGCUGAGAUGGCGAAGCGAUCUGCGGAGUGUUGCCCGCAGGACCUGUCCAACACCUUGUGGGCCUACGGCACGCUGAAGCACAAGGUCAACGAGCACCUGCGGGUCAUCAACUGGGAGGUGAUGCGCCAGAUUGAGUGGUUCUCCCCGCAGGGCCUCUCCAACGUGAUUUGGGGCCUGUCCGCCAUCAAGUACCGCGACAUCAAGGCUCUGACCUGCAUCAGCGAAGAGGUCAUCCGCCGGCCGGCGGAGCAGCUGACGCCCUCCGACAUCUCCACGCUGCUCUACAGCUUCGCGGUGCUCGCGUGGCAGCACGAGGACGCCGUGCUGAAGCUCCGGCGCUGCGUGCGCCUGAAGAUGUCGCAGCUGCAAAGUCGGGAUGUGGCCAACGUGUCCUGGGCGCUGGUGACGCUUUCUCACCGAGAUGACGGCCUCUUCAGACUGCUCAUGGAGAAGGCGGGCACGGUGAUCACCGAGUUCACCGUGGCGGGGCUCUGCAACGUGGCCUGGGCCUUCGUGCGCUUCGGGCUGGACGUGCCGAAAUCGGUCGCCCAGGGCAUCGCGGAGGAGACCCUCCGCAUGCGCCCAGAGUUUGUGGAGGAGCCCGGCAGCGGCGUGCUUCUCUCUGACGCGGUCUGCAGCGAGUGGGUGCAGCACGUGUCGCCCUCCCUGUUCCAGCUCUGUGAUCAGGUGGGCCGAGAGCCCUACGAGGCGGUGAAGUCCUUCCUGGAGGACUGGGAGAACAUCCCGGCCUUGGGCUGCAGCCAGGGGGAAGCCGAGCGCUUCCAAGCUCGAGUCACCGGUUUCAAGACCAUCCAGCUGGGCAGGCGCAUGACCUGCGAGCUGCUGCGGGGCCUGGGCAUGCUAGAGGAGGACCCCGAGCUCUUCAUGCCUUUGCGGCGCAUGCGGGAGGAGUGGCUUCUGCGGAACAUCCAGGCCUUGUACGAGCAGGACCCCAACGACGCCACCAUGAAGCACAAGACCACCUGCACGUAUCAGCUCCGCUUGGGGUCCGGAUGGCAAGGCCCGGCGGUCACUGCCAGCGGCACUCCCAUGGAGGAGCCCAUCCGGUUCGUCGCGUGCGUCGUGGAACAUUCUCGCUCCAACGAUGCGGAGUUCCAGGUCCUUAACAAGGCUGCCGACCAGCUGCUGGGCUCAGGCAUCACCGAGGGCCUGGUGCGGCUGGACGUGAGCGAGAUGCCCUGCCUCUCCUGCCUGGGCGCCCUGCGGCAGUUCCAGAAGUCCUUUCCCAAGGUCCAGCUCUGCGUGUCCUUCAGCAUCCGGAAGGUCUCGGACAUGUCUGAGGACUGCGACGACAUCAACCGGCUCGCCUGUCAAAGUGCCGGAGCCAAAGCCUAG
Effrenium voratum is the source of this 2232-nucleotide messenger RNA. Lineage: Eukaryota; Dinophyceae; Suessiales; Symbiodiniaceae. The record is from the annotation of a GenBank genome assembly.